AUGCCGUUAUUUCUGAAUUUAUGGUCGCCGAAGGUUAGUCUAAGGAAGGAGGGUAUCAAAUCGGUGCCUAUAUGGGUCAAACUUCAUAAUGUGCCAAUUUCAGUUUACACGGAUGAUGGGUUAAGCUUACUGGCUUCGAAGUUGGGAGUUCCAAAGAGUUUAGAUUCAUAUACGGCGGAUAUGUGUGCUGAUUUUUGGGGAAGGAGUAGCUAUGCUCGGGCUUUGAUUGAGAUUAGUGCUGAAAAUGAUUUUAAGGACCAUAUCACUAUUGCUAUUCCUAAAAUGGAUGAGGAGGGUUAUAUUUUGGAACAAGUGAAAGUUGAAUAUGAAUGGAAACCAUUACGUUGUGCGACAUGUUGCUUAUUUGGUCAUGAUGCAAAUGCAUGUUCUAAAGGGGAUAAAGGUAAAGCAAAACAUGUGGUUAUUGAUGAUGAGGGCUUUGUGACGGAUAGAAAGAGAAUGGCUAAACAAUCAUUUCCUCAGAAAAAGCAAAAACCAAGAGUUAUUUAUAGGCCAAAGUUGAAUAAAUCUGGAGCUAGUACCUCGGGCACGAAAAAGGAUGAGCUAGAGGCUAGUGGAAGGCAGCCAGCGGUGAACAUAGAGAACAAGUUUCAGGUUUUAGAUAUGGUGGGAGAUGGAGAUGGAGAGGGUUCAAAGGAUGAUAACAAGACUGAAAAGUCGUUGUCAAGUGGAAGCCAUAGGAACAACGUUGAGGUAAUGGACCAACUCCAAACUGAAAUAUCAGAUUAUAUGGGUGCUGACAUGCGUGGUAGUACUUCUGAGGGGGCAAGCACUCCCGGGAAUAAGGGUGUUGAUGGAUAG
Helianthus annuus (common sunflower) is the source of this 822-nucleotide messenger RNA. RefSeq lists its product as uncharacterized. NCBI's taxonomy places the organism in Eukaryota, Viridiplantae, Streptophyta, Magnoliopsida, Asterales, Asteraceae. The record is from RefSeq and is a predicted model, not a curated record. The transcript has a single exon. The coding region runs from base 1 to 822 and encodes 273 amino acids.